Schistosoma intercalatum is the source of this 4752-nucleotide messenger RNA. NCBI's taxonomy places the organism in Eukaryota, Metazoa, Platyhelminthes, Trematoda, Strigeidida, Schistosomatidae. The record is from the annotation of a GenBank genome assembly.
UGGAAAUUGUUUUUGUUUUUAUUUUUAAGUUUUUCAUCUAUUUUUUUCAUAGUCGAUUCAAAGGUCGUCAUAAUUAUUACUAUAUCAAACUUCAAAUUUGUAUACAAUGAACAGUUAACAACUACUGUGGACUUUUACAAAAUGUCUGAAAAAAACAGAAAUGAUCAAAAAGUUUCAAUAUCUUCAAGAAGUAUUCAGUUCAUGAUAGCAAUAUUUGGAAUAUUUUCAUUUACACUAGUCAACAUCACAGUUAUUGUGAGACAAUUUCAUCCAAAGUGGAAAGAUUCCCCAAGUUCUAUGAUAUUACAAACUGGAAUAACUCUGUUUGGUUUCCUGAUAAUCAUAUUUCUUGUUGUAAUAAGUCAAUUGAAUGAAGUAUUGGCUCGUCAAGAAACAAAAGAUGAUACAUACAUAUUAUCCGUUUAAUAUUGAAUUUAUUCAAGUAUCUUAACAACGGUUAUCAUCAUGAUUUAUCAUAUUUAAUAUUUUAAACAUUUCAUAAACAAAUGAAUUAAUAAACUCCCUAAGAAUUCAUUAUUAUUUUUGCCUUUAAGUUGUAUUAUUUAUUGGGCAUUGGGUAAACUUAAAUGAAUCAAAACAACAAUAACAUAAUCUCACUAGUUGAAAUCAUUAGUCAUUUGAAGCUAGACCACCAUGGAAAAGCUGAAAGCAAUGGACGGCCGUUUCAUCCUAGUAGGAGACUCCUCAGCAGUGACCAUCCACGAUAAUAAUAUAACCUAUUGAUGAAAUAAAUCAUUUUUGUAAUUUAAAUCACGAACUGGUUUUAGCUACAUUAUCUUUAGAAACUUGAAGGUACUAGACAAUUGUUUCUUCCUAGUAUAGAACUUCUUAGUAGUGAGUAAUCACAACACAAUGCUUCUUGAUCCCAAUAAGAUCAGUUCGUCAUUUAAACUAUGAAAAAUAUACUAUUUUCAUAAAUUCCCCCAACUUCAUACAAAUAAAUAAUCCUUAGAGCCUAGGAAUAUUAGAAUCAGUAGUUUCUAAGAUAAAUAUCAACCAUAGUUGUAUGAGACGAAAACCUUUAUAGAGUUUAGUUUUUGUAAUUUAUGUUAAAGAUUGAGUUUAUCAUUUUAAAAAAUAUUUUUUAUAAGGUGUGAUCAAUAUUGGUGGGGUAUAGACUGAAUUCAAUGUAUGUAGGUAAUUUUUUUAUUCACUUCAAUUGUUAAAUCAUUUAAAGAGAUGGUGAUCUAUUACAUAAUCAAUUACGUAAUUAUUCAUGAUGGAUAAGUGGAAAAACAGAGAAACUUAGUUCAUAGGAUGUAAGAUUUCAGAAUAAGUUUGUAAAUUCCUUAUAUUACGAUCCGCUUCAUUUCUUACAUGAGUUUGGUAGCACUUUAGUUCAGUUUAUUAGUAAAGCGACCUCUUCACUUCGUGUCUACACACUUGAGUAAUAGGUUGGACCUGUGUAUGGGAAUAAUGGAUAUCAUUAUCUAAAACGGAUGAUCAACUGACAGAAGAGUAAUAAAGACUAAUACUGAAAAAUUAGUAAUACCGGAACGAAAAAUAAAUGAACUGGUAGAAAUUAAUUAUGGACUAUUAUUAAAUAUAUUCCUAUUGGAUAAUUAUUAAGUGAGUGGAAUAUAUAUACCUUUUAUCAUAAGCUUCCAUUUGGCCUAUUGGCUAUUAAUAUACGAUUUACUAUUCUUAACUUAUUCCCAGUUUAUCAGUUACAGUAUCCUACAUUCACAGUUACUUCUGGCUUCAUGAGGUCUGGUUUUCUCGUAUAUGAACCACGUAUGUUUGAAAUGUGAUUCAUGCAGACAAAGCUGAGAUUGUGAUCUAAACUGAAUGGGCUGGACUAGGCGAGAAACCACUACAUCAAGGACCAAUAAGGAUACAGAGUUGUUUCAAGACUGGUGGUUCUGCUUGACGUGUCACUGGUUUAGAAAAGGAACAAGGUCAUAUGAAUUAGUAUUCUGAUUGGUGACUUUUUCAUGUGAUAUUUGAUGGGGCAUAGGAUACAACAACUUUUAGCUUAUUUACUUCAACGUUCUUUCCAUUUAAAAUGUUACGUAAAUGUUUAUCUGCUUUUUUGGGUCUGUGUAGAAGUAAGAAUCUUAUCUAUUCACAUAUGAUGAUGUUUUUUAAGGAGUUAGUCUUAUAGACUUGAUCUGAACUUUACUUUUGACAUAAAGUCGUACGAUGCAAUUUUGAAUCGCAUAUUGAUGUAGAUGUUUGUUUUGGAAACAAAAUUAUCAGAGCCACUAAGAUUAUUAGGCUUCUAUACGGUUCUCAUAAAUAUACAGAGUACACAUUCUGUACAUACUCCUCACUGAAUAGUCUAUCUGUUUUUUUCAUUUGCACAUAUCUAUAUUUAUAUCCGACAUUGCUGAGUAAACCUUGCUUGUAUAAAAGUAAGAAAAAUGACUAUAUAAUAUAGAUACUAUACUUACCAUGUAAAUAUCCUACAUAUAGAACAGUUGAUUUACUAAUAUCCCAUCCAAUUAAGAGUAAUUUUGGGAAGAACAUUUAGUUAGUAAUAUUUUUUUCGUAUUCAGUAUGCAUUUGUAAACGGUUUUUCAAUUUUUUAUAUCCUACAUGCAACCCUUUAAUAUUUAACUAAAUUUAGGCGGUGAUAGAUUUCCAGUUAAUAAAUGUUAUAUUCUAAGCAUAGUAGCUAGAAGUGAAAUCCAGAACACACUGGAUAUACCUGCAUACCGGGUGUAGGUAUAUCCAGCUGACCAGUCCCAAAUGAGAUGAAACACGCCUCCUGAAUUCCACUGCUAGCUACCGUCCAUCUUUGUUUGUAAUGCUUGUGACUUAAGUCAAUAUCAGGGCAAUCUGUACAGGAUAUACAUAUAUCAAUAUGAGACUAAUUAAUUGCAGUCCUAAAAACCAAUGGGAAGAUUUAAAUGAACAAUACAAAAUGUAUUGAAUACUAUACUUCAACAGUUGAGAUCAUGAGUCAAUUGAAGCUAGACCACCAUGGAAAACCUGGAAGCACUGAACGGUCGUUUCGUCCCAGUAUGGGACUCCUCAGCAGUGCGCAUCCACGACCCCGCACCCCGCGAGAUCCGAACCCACGACUCAUCAGUCUCGCGCCAGGCACUUAACCAACUAGACCACCGAGCCGGCAUCCAACGGUGUUAAUGUCUAACUUCAACGAAUUCACGAAGUUGCGCCACCGUAUACCAUUGUCUUCAGUGAGCUGAUAUCUCACAGUAGACCUGGUUGAACUCCUCAUGUCACGGCUUCUCACUAAAACUCCAGGAAAUACCUCUUGAAGCCAGUCACCAGUGAGCAUAUGUUAGUUAGUAUCAGAAGGGGUUUUGCGGAGAUUGUAGUAAUUUCAACAGUUGGGACUGAUAGGUCCUGAGUUCGAAUCCCGCAAGGCGGGGUCAUGAAUGCGCAUUGCUGAGGAGUCCCACAAUAGGACGAAACGGCAGUUCAGUGCUUCCAGGUUUUCCAUGGUGGUCUAGCUUCAAUUGGAUCAUGAUCUCAACUGUUGAAAUUACUAUAAUCUCCACAGAACCCCUUCUGAAUAUUAUAUUGUUAUUUGCAGUUAUUUAAUAGAUAUCCUUGUUGAAAAUAUAACUUAAAAUGUUUGUUCCGUUGAAAGAUUAUAAAUAACAUUUAAACAGUAUGUGAUAAAUUCAGUAUUAAAGGUUGUGUAACGGAUAGGAAUAAAAAAACAUCAAACAAUUAUGAUCUUUAAUCUGUAGAGCAUAGUACAAAAUAAUUUAGUAAAGUAUUUAGUUUAUUUAAAGAUGCUUUUCGAUAAUGUAAUAAGAAGACAAAAAUAAUCAGAACUAUGUGAUGGUAUAUUAGAGCAAUAGAUUUCAAACAAUCUGAUCUGAUCUGUACUUGUUAAGAACAUUUAUAUUAUAAAAAAUAAAGGAUAACUAGACUGGAAAUGGGGGUAAGAAGUGACAAGGGUAAUAAUAAUUUUAAAAAAUAAUGUGUGAUCAGAUUGUUCGAAAUAUAUUCCGCUAAUAUACCAUCACAUAGUUCUGAUUAUUUUUGUCUUCUUAUUACAUUAUCGAAAUUAAAUGCUUUAAAGAUGUUUGUUUCGAAAAUGUUCUACUAGAAUAAACAAUGAGAAGAUUUAUGCAUUAUUCACUGUGUUCAUUGUGUGUAAAUAUAUUCACUUAAGUUUCUGAGUAUAUAAUCUGUCUAGAAUUUAACUCUUUAAUUUGAGUAGAGAUGACAAUGAAUAUAUCGAUGGUAUUAGUAGUGAAUAGUAUUUUCAUCCAUGAGUGUCGAAUUUCAUAUAUUCGAUCGUUUUGAUGGUAAGAGUUUGAGUUCCUCCAUGUUUUUAAGCUAAUGUUUCAUUCAAUGUUUGUUUUUUCCCCUAAUUAGAUUUUAUUUACUCGUUAAAUGAACAUUAUGUUUCAAAUACAUUGUAUAUUCAUGAAUUCAAAAACUAUCUUUACUUUCAUAUAGUUAUACAAUAACAAUUAUAGUUAAACGUUCAUAGUUGUUCCUUGUCAAAUAUUACCAUUGAACUUGGUAAGUCAAAUCGAAUCACUAUGAAUUGGAACUAAUUCUAUUUAUUACAAUUUACUGAUGUAAAUAUAUUUAACCAUCUGGCUUUAGAUGGUUGUACAUACUCAGUAAAAAUAAAUGUAUUUGUUAUAUCUGUUAUACUGACGGAUGAACUAAGGAAGGUAAAAAUGAAUUUGUGAACAAUGAUAGGAAAAUCGUUGACAAUAAACAAUCGAUAGAACAAAAUGUUAGCUCCUCAUGAAGAAGUUUUUUGGAUACUUCUUUCUGAAGUUUGUACUGAAAAUG